AGUCGAGUCGAUUGGAAACCUUUCCGUUUGCUCCUGUCUCUCCCUCCCUCUCUCCCGCUUUCUUUCGCUCUGCCAAGAAACCCGAGUCUCUGCAUCAAUUCGAAGAAAGAAAAGAGAAAGAAGCUCUAAUCUCCCCUUCCUCCUCUAAUCUCUAGCUUCUUCUCCGUCGUUCAACAAUCGGUGACCGCCGAUAUGGAUCAGAGGAUUCCAAGAAACGGGAUGGGAUCACCCCUGAUGCGGCUUCGAGAGCACCAGUGGUCUUCCUCGUCCUCGAGCAGAUUCGUUUAUCCGGGAGAUCGAUUCAUACCCACGAGGAGCCUGAUGAAUCUUGAGCUCGCACAAAGCUUGCUGUGGGAAAGGCUGCAGAAGAAAGACGAUCGCCCGGCAAUCUUGACCGCUAGGGAUGAGUAUAGGAGGAAGGUGAGAGAGCAGCUGACGCUGGAUUCGGAAGGGAAGCCGUUCAGGAUGCUGCCUUUUAGGGGAAUCCCAAGAAGAUGCAAGAACGUGCUUACUGUCGAAGAGAUGUUGCAGGAGGAGCGGGAACGAUCCAGAACCUUUAAGCCCUUCCGUCGCAUUCCCACGACUGCUGACAGAAUAUUGGAGGCGCAAAACCUAAUGGAUGACUACUAUUUAAACCUCUUGGACUGGGGGAAGAGCAACAUCCUAGCUGUUGCAUUGGGGCCCUCAAUAUACUUGUGGAAUGCUGAGAAUGGUGAGGUGAAGUUGCUUUUGGAAGCGAAUGAAGAGGAGGAUCACCCCACAAGCGUUGCAUGGUCUGGAGAUGGGAAAAUAUUGGCUGCUGGAUUUGCAAGCUCCAGAAUUGAGCUCUGGGAUGUUGCAGCCUCGCGUCAGGUGAGAAUCUUAGAAGGACACACGUCUAGAGUUGGAAGCCUUGCUUGGAAUCGGAACAUUUUGACAUCAGGGAGCCUUGAUGCCUCUAUCAUCAACCAUGAUGUGAGAUCAAUUGGCAGAUCAGCAACUCAUUUUCAAGGGCACACCGAUGAAGUGUGUGGUCUAAGAUGGUCAGGAGCUGGAGAUUUGCUGGCUAGUGGUGGCAAUGACAAUCUUGUUCAUGUGUGGGACUCUUCAAGCAUGGGAUCCUCCAAAUACCUACGCAAGUUUACUGAUCACUGUGCGGCUGUAAGGGCCCUUGCUUGGUGCCCAUUUCAGUCAAAUAUACUGGCAUCUGGUGGUGGCACUGCUGAUCGAUGCAUUAAGAUUUGGAAUGCUCGGACAGGGAAGUGUACAAAAAGCAUCGACACAGGUGCACAGGUUUGUGCAUUAGAGUGGAACAGGCAUCAUAAGGAGAUUUUGAGUGCCCAUGGUUACAGUCAGUUUCAGCUUAGUUUGUGGUCAUACCCUUCUAUGUCCAAGAUUGUGGAUUUAAGAGGUCAUGAAGCCAGAGUCCUGCAUCUUACUCAGAGCCCUGAUGGAUCAACGGUGGUGUCAGCUGCAGCAGAUGAAUCAAUUUGUUUCUGGAAGGUGUUUGGACCUCCUCCAUCGGCCUCCUCAAGGAUGUGCGAUGAGGAUUAUACCGGCCACCUAUCACUGAAAAGAUUCGAUAUAAGAUGAGAAAAAUCUGUCUGUAAGCAAGGUGGUCAUGCCUUGUCAGAGUUUCCAAUCAAUCUGAGUUGUCGUUACAUGUCGGAAAUUGGUGGUUUAAUUAGAUUAUUUAUGUAACGAGGAUUUGAUUCUUUUCCAUGCAUGUACAUUGUCCUUUGUAUAUUGGGACUAGGGAGGUUGGUAUCUUUUAUUUCCUUCCCCCAGCAUUGUAUCAUUUUGUGAAAUAUACAUUCAUUAUUCUUUAAAUUAAAGGCAAUAAUAUUCUUGUAUUAGCAAGAGGACGAAUUGUCUUUUUUGUCUGCUCA
Phoenix dactylifera (date palm) is the source of this 1868-nucleotide messenger RNA. Its product is annotated as cell division cycle 20.2, cofactor of APC complex-like. The record is from RefSeq and is a predicted model, not a curated record. Gene Ontology annotation, biological process: positive regulation of anaphase-promoting complex-dependent catabolic process; positive regulation of ubiquitin protein ligase activity; anaphase-promoting complex-dependent catabolic process. Lineage: Eukaryota; Viridiplantae; Streptophyta; Magnoliopsida; Arecales; Arecaceae. Gene Ontology annotation, cellular component: anaphase-promoting complex. Gene Ontology annotation, molecular function: anaphase-promoting complex binding; protein binding; ubiquitin ligase activator activity.